Bombina bombina (fire-bellied toad) is the source of this 1456-nucleotide messenger RNA. RefSeq names its product nitrilase family member 2 (gene NIT2). Lineage: Eukaryota; Metazoa; Chordata; Amphibia; Anura; Bombinatoridae. Gene Ontology annotation, molecular function: omega-amidase activity. The coding region runs from base 92 to 940 and encodes 282 amino acids. The transcript has 11 exons. The record is from RefSeq and is a predicted model, not a curated record. Gene Ontology annotation, biological process: L-glutamine metabolic process; oxaloacetate metabolic process. Gene Ontology annotation, cellular component: mitochondrion.
CAAGACUAGGCUGGUCACGGGUGGAGCAAUUCAAGACUUCCUUCCUGUGUGUAAGUGCAGUGUCUGCCAAGCUUUGCCAAGUAGUUUCAGAAUGCAAGGAGCUAGAGCCAUGGCAAAAUUUCGACUUGCCUUGGUACAACUUUCGGUAUCUCCUGUAAAAUCUGAUAACCUAAAAAGGGCGCAUAAGCUAAUAAAAGAAGCCGUACAACAAGGAGCACAAAUUGUAGCGCUGCCAGAAUGCUUUAAUUCUCCCUAUGGAAACAAUUUUUUCCCUGAAUAUGCAGAGAAAAUUCCAGGAGAAUCCACUCAAAGACUUUCAGAAAUAGCCAAGGAAUGUGGUAUAUAUCUUAUUGGAGGUUCAAUUCCAGAAGAGGAUGCUGGCAAAUUAUAUAACACAUGCACUGUGUUUGGUCCUGAUGGAACACUGUUAGUUAAGCACAGGAAGAUCCAUCUGUUUAAUAUUGAUGUUCCUGGGAAAAUUCGCUUCCAAGAGUCAGAAACUCUUAGCCCUGGAGACAACUUCACAUUGUUUGAUACCCCUUACUGCAAAGUUGGUGUAGCUAUCUGCUAUGACAUCAGGUUUGCAGAACUUGCCCAAAUAUAUGCCAAGAAAGGUUGCCAGUUGUUGGUUUACCCAGGAGCAUUUAACAUGACAACUGGCCCAGCUCAUUGGGAACUUCUGCAGAGAGCACGCGCUCUAGACAAUCAAGUCUAUGUGGCAGGUGUGUCUCCUGCUAGAGAUGAAAGUGCAUCCUAUGUGGCGUGGGGCCACAGCACUGUUGUUAGUCCAUGGGGUGAGGUCAUAGCUAAAGCUGGUGCAGAAGAAAAAAUCAUCUCUGCUGACAUUGACUUAGAAUAUCUUGCUGAGAUUCGUCAAAAUAUACCUAUUAAUAAUCAACGUCGCACUGACCUUUACAGUGUUGAAGAAAAGAAGCUUUAAGAUACACUGAAUUUAUAAAGUGUGUGCUGAUGAAUGAAGCUUAGUUCUGUAUACAGCAAACUACCUUUUAUUUGAUUAUCCUCCUCCUGGUCCAGAAAAAAUAAAUACAUUGAUAAUUGCAUAUUAAAAAAAAUUCCUGUAAUAAUAAACUAAUAAUAUAGAAAAAAUACACAUUAAGUAUUUUAAAAACUAUUGUUGGUUACAAUUACAUACUUAGGAAAAUCUAAUGCUUAAAGGUCUGUAAACAAAAAGUAAAUUAAUCAGAUUUUACAAAAUUCAAGCUCAAACAUAGAGUAUUAUUUACCCUGCUGAUUUUAAGCUGAACAUGGGCUGGUAAGGCAGUCACCGGAAGUGCAUUGCCACUCCAUAAGUUAAAUACAAUUAUAUGCAACGUCUUUCUGUCCUUUUAUAUUCCCCUUUUUUUAAGUUGUUUUACAGAAAUAUGAAAAUUUGCACAAUAAAAUUGUUACAAAGGUAUAUUAACUCGACAAUCAAUAAAGAAGUUCAAUAAAGUAA